AUGUCCUUUUUGUCGAUUCAGUCUGAUGAAUCGGAAGAGAGUGAAGAUGGGGACAGUGAAGGUGCGGCCUCAGCCGCAGAGAAACGGCAUCGGCGGAAUCUCCGUCGGGCAGAGAAGCAGAUUAAUCGACGCAAAUGGGAGCGUCGAAGAGAAGAAAUUCUCCUCGAAUACGAGAGUUUCUCUUACUACGCCGCUGCCUCGUCUAUCGUGCUAUUUGAUGUCGCUUGGAAACAAUCACUAGACAAUUUUACUCUUCUCUGGUGCGCAAUUGUGGGACAUAUAAGCCAGGUGAUGCUGUGCAAAAUCAAUCGAGCGCAUUAUCUUGAUCAGAUUGAAAACCUCCAUAGUCAUGUCACUCGACUACUGCAUGCAGCUAAUCAGGCUGGGGGGAAUAAUAGGAAAUCCUCUGUUAAUUCGAAUGGCAACUCGCGGAAGGAUUCCAUAACUUUCACAGAGGAUCUGGUUCUUUGGCUGUAUCGACACUGGAGCUUGAAAGAAUCGAUGGAAACUACGAUGCUCACAUCAACGAGAUUUAAAUUAUUUACGAAAGAAGGACGAUCACAGAUGCAGGAUUUUCUGGCUCAUAUAGGAAUUUCUCAAAAGGAUUGCGCUCAGAAAUACUCAAUUCUCUCACUUGAAGUAAGGGAUAACUUGGACUCAUUAUUCGCAAAUGCUGCAGAACGCUACGGGUUCAAGCGGAAAGAGCUCUUUAUGCCCUCCUUUACAUUACAACUCGUGUAUAAGACACCACUCUCCGCGAUGGACGUGUUUUGGCUCAUCCUCUCAGGUCUUGAAUGCCAGGUAACUCCCCUCCUACAGUUUGAAAGUAUUUAA
This is a messenger RNA of Rodentolepis nana, 834 nucleotides long. NCBI's taxonomy places the organism in Eukaryota, Metazoa, Platyhelminthes, Cestoda, Cyclophyllidea, Hymenolepididae. The record is from the annotation of a GenBank genome assembly.